This is a messenger RNA of Effrenium voratum, 2589 nucleotides long. Lineage: Eukaryota; Dinophyceae; Suessiales; Symbiodiniaceae. The record is from the annotation of a GenBank genome assembly.
AUGUGGGCCUGCGCGGACAAUUUGCGGGAGGAGCUCGAGCAGGCGCAGGAGCUUUUGGCCACCCGGGACCAUGGACUCAGCGCUUGUGAAGAGAGCUGCACCAGCUCUGAGGGCAUUCUGCAGCAGGCGGAGUCGGAGUUGGACAGCUGCAGGCAAGAGCUGAAGGCAAUGACCUCGGAGGAUUUGGACAGCAUCCGCCUGGAGAUCGAGAAGCGGAAGCAGGCGCUGGCGCGCGCAGAGCAGGGCACGGCAGACACCGUGGCGCUGCGCGCCAACAUCGGCGCGCAGAUGCCGGAGGUGAGCGCCAUGUUGGAGGACCGUCGGCUGGCAGCGGAGAGGGCGACAGAUGAGGCGGUGGCGGAAGGCUCGCGAGAGCUCUCGCUUGGCCCGCUCUCCCUUCCACAUCUCACGGAUUUCCAUGAAAAGGGAACCGACGCGCAUUUUCCCGCUAUGAAGCAGCGGCUCCGUCGAGUGGACUCCUUCGAGGAGAUCAGGAAGGCUGGCCUCUUUCGUGGCGUCGGGAUUCUCCAGGUGCUCCAGUAUCAGGCCUUUGUUUUCCGUGACGGUUUGCAUGGUGUGGUGGGUGCCGGCACUUUGACGGCUUCCAUCGACGGCUUCGACGCGGAGUUUGAGGCGACAAGAAAGGUUGAUGAGGUGGAUCUAUUUAUCAGCCACACUUGGAUGUCAGACCGCUGGUUGAAGUAUGCCGCCAUUUGCUUUCAUUUGAACUUCAAGCUCGCCGUGGGCAUUUCGAUUGGUGCCUGGAUGUCAGUGAUUUGCUACCUUGCCGCAACUGGCAUCAGCGCUUGGGGGGGUUGCAGGUAUCUUGUUCUGGUGGGUGUCUAUGCUCCCACGCUGCUCUUCUUCCUUGUGUUUUUCCUGGGUCACAAGUUGAGCAGCCUCGCGCAUGAGCUCCCUACAGUCUGGCUAGACAAGGUUUGCAUCCAUCAGACCAAUGAGGCCAUGAAAGCACUGCAGGUGAACGCGCUACCCGUGUUUGUGGCACGUUCUCGGGAGAUUCUUGUGCUGUGGAGCGAUACCCUGUUUGAGCGUCUCUGGUGCUGUCUGGAGUUGGCAACUUUUGCAAAGUACGGGGAUGUGGAAAGCAUGCGGUUCGCGCCGCUAUGGCUGGCGCCUUGGCUGCUGUCGUCGGUGCUCCUGGAUCUUGCCAGCACCUCACUCUUGGAGGUCCUUGAGAUACUUAUUCCAAAUUGGACCUCGUUCUUCAUGAAACCGCUGAACGGCUUCUUUGCAGAGGUAUUCCAUGUAGAGGAAGGCUCUAGACUGGCGGGUUUUCUGGCCGCCUUGGCGAUCUGGUGUUUGUCAGGGCUCUGCUACCUGCCGGCAUCGAUUCCCGGAUGUGUGGCCUUCCAGCGAAAGCUUUGCAAUCACAAGCUCAUGCUCGAGCAAAUGUCGAGCUUUGACAUCCGCGAAGCAAAAUGCUCAGUUGCCAGCGAUCGCCAGCUCGUUGAAGAUCAGGUGGUGGAACUGUGGAGGCAUGAUGUAGACAGCCCGCGGGCAGGACCGCUCGCAGAAUCUCGGGUCAGCGGGGAUGCUGAGGAGGCCCUUGAUCGCUUCAACGCCUACAUCCGGGGGCCUUUGCAAGCUGCUGUUGUGGAGAGUAUCGGACAUGAGGCCCAUGUGCCGUACUACCUCUGCGUGGUUGCCUUCUUACCUAUGAAUUUCUAUUCGCUGGUGAACACUCUGGGAUGUGACAGCGGACCCUGUGAAACUUCAGCCAGGAAUGCCGGUUUUGACUCAGUGGAGUCGUAUUUGGGCACGCAGGCGCUGGCAUGGUUGCUGUGCCUGCUUCUCACCUUUCCUCUCACCCAGCCUGUUCUCUUAAGGUGUGUCCGGCUGGCGAUGUCCUGCACGGAAGGUCACCAUCUGAAGACAUUUCUGACAGCUUUGUGCUGCCCUGUCGCCUAUGCCUACUCCUACAUCUGUGGGGGUGCGAUAUGGGGGUUGGCCUUUGCUACCGUUCAAAACUAUUCUCCUGCGUGGCUCGCUGCGCUUGUGUUCUACCUCACCUUUCUUGUGGCGCAAGCCUUUUUGCUCUUCAGAAGCCCUUUGUCUGCUACGAGCUAUCACACCGACGCCAGCCAGAAAUACUGCUGCUCGGGGCGGCAAAUCGUUUCGCAGUACGAGGAAGUUCGACCCAUGCUUCCGUCGGCAUUUGCCACCUCCGGAGAUAUCGCCACGCGGCAGCCGCGCGCCUCCUUGACGCUGGCAGGGCCGGCGGCCACGUCUCUGGCGGUGGACGCCGAGCAGCUGCAGAAACUCAGCGAUGAGCUGGGCUCCUCCAAGGUGGAGGCUGCCAGCAUGGCAUCUCAAGCGCUGAAGCUAGGUAAAAACCUGGAAGAUGCAUCGGAAAAAGCGGCGUACUGGAGGCGGAGGCAUGAGGAGGCGGAGUCUGCAGAGGCGUCCUCUCCUCUCCAGCCUGAAGAGGCGCAGGAGCGCGAGUCAAGCGAGCCCAGCGACAGGCCUCGGAUCCUGCGAGUGGAGGCGGAGAUUCGCUCGGAGGAGGAGCAUGGUCCGGACGUGUCAUAUGGCCCCGAGCACCGGUGUGGAGGGCGUGUCUUAAAAUGA